UACUGUGAAGGGUGUAACAGGAAGUAGCUCCGCUUUGGUCCACUAGUUUCCCGGAGUAACUCCCCAUCAGCGCGCUCCUGCCCGCACCGGAGACAUGGGACUGAGGAGUCACCGAGGGGGAAACUCUUCAGCGACUCAACACAACAAACCAAACUAAGGAAAGCAGCUGUGGCUCACCAUGUCGUCCGGACUCUUAAUUUUCUUACCUGAGUUUUUAACUUUAACUCAGUGACUUAAAAAAAAAAAAAAAGGACCGGAAGAGAAGCUAGAUAAAUGACAUCCGUGCAUUUUUGAUUACCUGGGGCAAAGUGCCACACCUUCGCUCACCAAGACAGCUCCACGACACAGCUAGCCAAAUGGGGUGCCAAUGCUGCCGGAUGAUUAAAAGCUACGUCUACGACCCCUCAGCUCCAGUGGACAUGAGGAAGAGCGACUCCACAGGCAGCUCGCUCUACCAGCCCCAUCGCCGCCCGGGCGGGGCCCCAAACAGGGACCUAUAUGGUGAUGCCAAGCAGAAGCAUGGCUUUCAUAACAUGGCUUACAGCAAGUCCAAUGAGAGCACACUAAAACUAGAAGUUGACAACAACCAUGUCAACCAAAGACUGCACCGUCAGGGGAGUAUACCACCGACAGAGGGAGGGCUCUACAUCAUCCAGCCACAAGGGGUGGGGCAGCAAUGGAUGACGCAGGAAAAAGGUCUGAGCCAGGUGCCCGUGUACCCCAGCGUAGAGAAUUACGAGAUCCAGAGGAGCCAAGCGACGAGUAACGGGUGGACAAGCUCCGAGCACCGGCUCAGCAGCACCGAGCUUUCAGCAGACGAGAUAGACGAGGGUGUGGGAGGGACCCCGGAGUACCUGUGUGACACGGGGGACGAGGGCAGCGUCUUGUCAGUGGACAUCCAAACCAGCAACACCAGCUUGUCCUCAGGGGGCACGAGGGACGAGCUCGCGCUGACAAAGACUCCCGACGUCUCCACGAUGGAGAGCGGGAUCUCGGUGUCGAAGAGCGAGGACGAGGAGCAGGAGGUGCAGAGCAUCACGGACUCGAUGGUGGCAGAGGCUCUCGCUGCUCUGGAGGCCGCCACGGCAGGAGAGGACUAUGAGUGAAGGGCGAAUGCGCUCACCCACCACAUAAAAAACUCUGAGGACUCAAAAGAGCAUCAAAACCACGAUGAGACGUUGCCACGCUUCUGGAGAAUAACGCUCACAUCUAAGAACACGGGAAUGAAUGGAAACUCUGUUUACAACAAAGAUAUAUUUUUGAACCCUUGGAUAUUUUUUAAGCUGUGGUUAUACUGACAGAAGAUAAUGUGUGCCUUGUGAAGGAGGCUACAUUUCCAAAGCUUCAAGUUUUGCAUGAAGCCACAACCAAAGAGACGUCAGAGUGCACGCUGAGUUUGACCUGCAGUGCACCCAACACUCCGCACAGUCCCAAUAAGCCUGGAUGUGCUCGUCCACACACACACACACACAC
This is a messenger RNA of Haplochromis burtoni (Burton's mouthbrooder), 1473 nucleotides long. RefSeq lists its product as uncharacterized. The record is from RefSeq and is a predicted model, not a curated record. NCBI's taxonomy places the organism in Eukaryota, Metazoa, Chordata, Actinopteri, Cichliformes, Cichlidae. The transcript has 3 exons. Bases 357 to 1106 code for a protein of 249 amino acids.